Colletotrichum scovillei is the source of this 6622-nucleotide messenger RNA. RefSeq lists its product as uncharacterized. Gene Ontology annotation, biological process: retrograde transport, endosome to Golgi; intracellular protein localization; endocytosis. Gene Ontology annotation, cellular component: endocytic vesicle; Golgi apparatus; membrane. NCBI's taxonomy places the organism in Eukaryota, Fungi, Ascomycota, Sordariomycetes, Glomerellales, Glomerellaceae. The transcript is spliced from 2 exons. Bases 137 to 6400 code for a protein of 2087 amino acids. The record is from RefSeq and is a predicted model, not a curated record.
CAAUAACCCAUCCCACCCUUCGACAACACAUCCGACGAAAAGGGAACAACAGCAUCCAUUGAACAAAACACCAGAAUCCCCCCAAGUGUGUGCGCUCGACGGCGUAACCUCACACACAACCUCCCCGUCGUCCCCAAUGUCGUCGACAGGAGCCCCCAAUGGCUCCAACGGGGACCACGCGCAAGCAGCUGCCUCACCCAGGCCAUCGACAGCUGCAUCGGGACCACCACAACCACAACCGCCCCCGGCCGCAACGACAGCUACCGCGGCAGACUCGUCAGCGACAUCGACCCCCGAGCUCGACGUUUCGAAGCUGCAGUCCCUCCCCGCCGAACAACAGGAGCUCUUCCUCCUGACCUUUGUCUCGACCCUCUCCAAGCACGUCCUCAGCCUCCCCGCCGACGACUGCACCGCCCAGCAGUUCUACCUCAAGAAAGAGAUCUUCCAGAUCAUCAAUCUUCCCUCGCCGCAGCCGAGCCGAGUCGUCAGAAACAACCUGGGAAAGUGCCUCGCCCACAUCUUUGGCCAUGGCGACAGGAAGCUCCUCUUUGAGACUAUCAAUGAUCUAAUUGGCAUCAUUUCGGGCGCCAAGUCCAAGGCCGAUGCUGGCCCGCGCACAAAGCACGCUGCUGUCGCGUGCCUGGGAGACGUCUAUGUGUCCGCCGGCGAUAGCGCCAUAGGCCUUCACCAGUUGGCCUGCGCCACGCUCAUCAAGCUGCUCAAGUCGUCGUCCAGCAAUGCAGGCCUCCGUGCUGCGGUCUUUGUGUCCCUGGCCAAGAUUGUGAAGAUGGUGGAGGGAAGCGUGGACGAGAACGUCGCCAGGGAUAUCUUUAAGCAGUCGCGCAGCUAUGGCACUAGCGACAAGGGCUCGCUCGUCAUCGUUUCGGCGUGCCGCUGCUUGAGAGCCCUGGUUCGGCACACACCGUACUUUGAGAACUCUAGCGACUUUGAGAAACUGCAGGCUGCUAUCUGGAAGGCCGUUGAUUCAUCGUCAUCGCAAGUGAGGCACGCAGCCGCGGAAGCGCUGGCCGAGGCCAUGGUGCGUGGGUACUCAGAGGCUGGAGUGGCGGAAGGCGCUCCCAUGACAUCAAAGGCGUCCAAGAGGUUUUCCAAAAAGCCCCUCAAGCGCACAGGUACAGCAGCCAGCAUUGUUGCGGACGAGGACGACCUGCCAACGUCGCGGCCUGGAAGCCCUGCCCCUGGUGGAAAGAGGACGCAGGAUCUUGCGCUGUCUCUGGCGGAGAUUGGCAAGAUACUAUCGACGCAGUAUGCCAAGAUGCCGACGUCCAACAGGGCGAGAGCCGCGAUUGGUGUCUGUUACGGCAAGGUGCUCAGAAAACUUGGCGAGAAGACUGUGGAGGCGAACUACCUCAGGAUCCUCGAAAGCUUGACGAUUGAUAUCUUGGGAGCGCCUAACAUUCUCAACAACCGCUACCGUCUUCUCAUCUCGAGGCGUAUCGUUGAUACAAUCCUUCAGGACAUCAUUGGAAAGAAGAUCCUGGGCGAAUCUGGUCAGACUGCGGCGGCAAAGUCGAUUAUCAAUGACAUUCUGAAAAACUAUCCCCAAGCCCUGACGGAGCGGCCCGAGCCGUCCAAGCAUACUCUUAUCGCCGCCCUCGGCGCUGUAGCGGCGCUCAUCAAUGACUUGGGAUCCGCUGCCAACAACUUUGCCGAGUCUUGCCGCGACGGCCUCUUGCAGGUUCUCCAGCACCCCAGCUACUCAGUCCAGGUGCAUGCAUCGGCAUGUAUGAAGGCCUUUGUUCUGGCUUGUCCACAGCAGCUCCUGCCCUGCUUGUCGGUUUGCAUGAACAGUUUGAGCAGAGAGCUGGCUCUGUUGACGAGUGGCCGAAAUUCUCCUCGACGAUGCGUAGGAUUCGCCCACGGCUUGGCGGCAACCCUAAGUGCCAGCCCCGCGCGACCUCUGCAUGGUUCCGUUGACAUCAACAGUCGUGUCCUGACCAUGGCCACCAACUUACUCAAGUCGAGCGGUCAGUCUGAGUUGAGGGUUUCGAGUACUCAAAUCCAGGUCGCCUGGAUUCUCAUCGGUGGUUUGAUGUCGCUCGGACCGAACUUUGUCAAGAUUCACCUUUCUCAGUUGCUCCUUCUGUGGAAGAAUGCGCUUCCAAAGCCAUUGUCUAAAGACAACACGGCGCACCGGAGUUUCUUAGAAGCCUCAUUCUUAACACACGUCCGAGAGUGUGCUUUGGGGUCUAUUCUCUCGUUCCUGCAAUUCAACAAUCGCUUGCUGACAGUCGAUGUCUCCAAGCGUAUAGCAACGAUGCUCCAAAACACGUCCGCAUUCUUGAGAACGCUGCCUGCGAGAAAGACUACUGACGAUGUGGCGCAGAGGCUGACACCGGCAUUGCAGCUUCACGAUCUUGAUAUGAUGGUGCAGCGUCGGGUUUUGCAAUGCUACAUCAAGCUGGUCAACCUUAGCCCGGCUGGUGGCAGCGAGGCCCUUUUGCAAUCCAACCUCCUCACAAUCGCGAUAUCGCUGUUCGCGGACCCCGAAAACUACUCGGUCAACUCUCUCAGUGCGUCAAUUGCCAAUGCCGCGGCCACGUUCGAGACUGUUUGGGAUGUCGGCGACAACUCUGGGUUCGGGAUCACAGGUCUCAUUUCCGGGUUCAAGAUCAAGAGCCUGCCAGGCCAGCAGGACAACUCAAUAGAGGGAACGCCCCUGGAACAGGAUACCCCAGAGGAGGCCAUUGACAGAUUGUUGUUGUCGCCAGUUUGCGGCACUUUAGAACAUGACGCAUCUCUGUUGUACGUCGGGGACAUUGCCUCGGAGACGAAUCCAGACCCACCAGCUACGGAGGUCAUCAACAUGGCUAUUCAGCUGUUCGCAUUCGUGUUCCCGCUCACGCCCCCCAAGGUACAAGAAAGCGUUCUUGAGCAGGUUAGAACCUUCAUGUCAGCUGGACCCCUUCUGAGAGAUCCGGGAAGGAAGGCGGCUAUGAAUGUCAAUGUCUCAGUUGCCAUCUUGUCGACGUUGCGCGUGGCGGCGAAGGAGACUCAAUCUUCGCCUGGAAAUGUCACCAAUUUGGCCGUGGAGAGGCUCCUACAGGACAUGCUGCGGGAUUUCGUCAUUGAUGGGGACCAGUAUGUCCGGAGCGUUGGGUAUGCCGCGGUUGCUAGGCUUUGCAAUGCCUGCGGUAACGCCUUCACCAACCACGAAAUCAAGUACCUUGUCGACACCAUCGUCAGUAACCGAGAGCCCAGCGCUCGAGCUGGCUGCGCCAUGGCACUCGGAUCCAUUCAAACCAAGGUCGGUGGCAUGGCGGCGGGCUACCACUUGAAGACUAUUCUCGGUAUUCUCAUGUCUCUCUGCAAUGAUCCUCAUCCCACCGUCCAUUUCUGGGCCUUGGAGGCGCUCGCACUGGCAUCGGAUGCGGCUGGACUAAGCUUUGCUGGAUACGUGCCUAGCACGCUCGGAAUGCUGGCGCAACUCUACGUCUCUGAUACGCACCACCCGGAAAUCUCGUCUGCUAUUACGAUGAACCUCGAAAUGGAACUCUCCACCCCUGCAGCCAUCACACGAUGCGUAGACUCUCUCAUCAAUGUUCUGGGUCCAGAUCUGCAAGAUUCGACCAAAUCCAGAGAGCUUAUCCUUAACCUGGUCAACCAACUUCAGGAGGAGGAUGACUUGCUGGUGCAGCGUGCCACUCUGAGUUGUUUCGAGCACCUGUCACUUUACGCGCCUGGCUACAUGCAUUUUGAGGACUACGUCAAGUUACUUCAGAAGUACCUCAGAUCGGAGUACCCGAUCUUGCGCGACGUCGCCGUCGAUGGCUUGUACAACAUCAUGAAGAGAAACCCCAGUGAUGUGAUCAACGCUGCUGAGAAGGGUUUCGAAGAUCACCUAUGGCUGGUUCUCGAUACCGCGCCAACACAUGAUGGUAUCAGAAACAUCCUGAGGAAUUGGAUGCGACAGACUUGUCUGGCUGAUACCGGCCUCUGGCUGCAAAGAUUCCAGACAGUGCUCAAGAUGACUAGGGCCAAGGCCAAGGAAGAGUCUGACGUCGGGCCUAAAAAGACGGGCGGAUUGCCGGAUCUACAAGACGAAGAAGUGGCUGGCUUUGCAGGCACCGCGAAGGAUGAUCAAGAUAACAAGGCCGGGGCUGAAGUCGAGCCUCUCCGAUGGCAAGUUACGACGUUUGCCAUCAGUUGCAUCAACGACAUGUUUGUCCUCAUUGCGAAGGACGUGAUGACGAACGGCGAGUCCGCUGCGCAGGUAGCGCUCCAGAAUAGGAUUGGUGAUGUAGUCCGCAUGGCCUUCUCCGCGUCCACGUCUAGCGUCCUGGAGCUACGCGUAUGGGGUCUCAAGAUUAUCGGAGCAGUCCUCAAGAUGUUUGGAAGGACGCCUGACCCUGACUUUGAUGAGGCCAUGCUUCUCGAGCAGUACCAGGCCCAAAUCAGUUCCGCGCUCACGCCUGCCUUCGCCGCGGACUCGUCUCCUGAGCUCGCUUCUGAGGCUGUCAACGUCUGUGCCGGCUUCAUCGCCACCGGCAUCGUUACGGAUGUUGAUAGAAUGGGUCGCAUCCUCAAGACUCUGGUUUCUGCUCUGGAGAAUUUCUCCAAGGAGAACGAGAAUGCCGGCAUUGGCGAGCUGAAGGGCCUCAGCUCCAAUGCGCAAGUUAUGGUCAAGAUGUCCGUCUUCUCGGCCUGGGCAGAGCUACAGGUGGCCAGCUCGGAGCAGAAGUACCUGCUCGAUGUGCUGAAGCCUCACAUUGGAACAUUGACGCCGCUGUGGCUGGAGUCGCUGCGGGAGUUUGCCCGCUUGCGCUUCGAGCCUGACAUCUCAAUGACACUUGGACCCCCUUCAUUAUCUGGCAGUCUCGACACUAUUUACGCAGCCCUGAACAGAGAGACCCUGCUCAAGUUCUAUCAAGAGUCCUGGCUCAAGCUUGUCGACGCUAUUGCGAGCUUGAUCGAACAAGACAGCGAGUUUGUGUUUGAUGCUCUCGAUGGAAAGGAGUCUGAGGGGCUGAGCACGAACGGUCACACCAAGGGACCCGACAUCAACUACCGCGACGAGCCUGUCGCAUUCUUCUUCGUCCUGUUCGGAAUCGCAUUCGAGGCUCUAGCUACGCGACCUGGUCAAAGUGACUCGUUGGCCACCCAAGAGCAGAACCUGGCCAUUCUUCAGGCCCUCAAGAAGAUCCUCCACCCGAGUGUAUCCGGUCAUGCAAUUUACAGAGAAGCAAUCUUCUCGGAGACUAUGGAUCUGCUUGAUAGACUGGUGUUGACAGAAGGACUCGACGUGCAAGGCGUCAUUGUAGAGAUUGCAAGGGCACUCUGCGUUUCACACCCCUCAGCACGCAAGAAGGACUCUGGCGAUGACGGUGAUCUAUCAGACGACAUUGACCAGCUUUUCGAGCUCACACGCAUCAUCGUCCUGGUCCUAGCUGGCCUGCUCCCCAACCUCACAGAGGCAAACCAGCCCGGCCGCCACCAGAUGACUGAGGAAGCCGUGCUUCUCAUCCGCUCAUCCCUAAAUGCGCUCGUUGAUGCUGCCGAGGUCUUCCCCUCCAUCAUCAAGACCGAUCUUCAUGCCUGCAUCAUUCACAUCCUGGCUACCAUCCUUGCAACUCCUGGAUGUCAGGAGGUCAUCGUUCCGCAGUCGCUACCCACCCUCAAGCGCUUCGUCGCGAGCAUGACGAAAUCCCGCAGGGCGAGCAGCAGCGAGGACGGCAGCGGCCCAUCACCUACGGAUGUUCAGCUACAGGGUUGUCUGCGCCGAUUCCUUUCGAUUUACCUUAACGCGCAGAAGCGAGAGGUGCCAACAUCUCUCACCUGUGUCAAGAAUUGUCUACUCGCGAGCACCAUCCUAUUUACGGGCGGCACGAACCACCUGGCGGCAAACGAUGCUCUUGUAGCAAGAUACCUUGAUGAGGUGGUCGACUGCCUGACGGAUCGCAUGACGGCCAAGAUCGCUGCCAACUGUAUCAGGUCGCUACUUCUGCAGGGCAACCCUACACCGGCAGACCACACCAUUGCGCGCUACCUCCUCCCGCGCCUCGUCGCAUUUGUGACCAACACGGCGCCAGAGGACCCGGAGAACGCCCGCUCCAUGAUUGCGCACUCGCUGAGCCAGUACGUCGGCGUGGUACCCCGGGAUCGCGUCCCCGUCGCCAUGGCGCUCGUCCUGUCGACCUGCCUCGCGCGUGCCUCCUCGGAGGGCGAAGACUGCUACAGGGACACGUCGGCACGGCUGCUGGAGCUGGCGGCCAUUGACCAGAACGCGUUCCGCACCGUCGUGGCGAGCAUGAGCGACGGGCAAAAGGCCUUCUUGGAGGAGGUCAUUCGGUGGGGACGGCAGCAGGGGCCUACGGAACAGACCGCGAGCGGGGCGACGGGUCAGCCGAGCAUCGCGUUGAAGAUGGACUUUGGAGGGUGAUAUGUGAUCAAGUUUUUAUGGUUACUUUUUGUCGUUUACCCCAUCCUGGGUCUCUGACGAGGAGAAGUAGCAGAGGUAUACGUAGUAAGAGGAGGAACACUGGAGGUAAAUGCGGCGUUGGGAGGGUGGUAGCAUUGGGGAGGGAAGAUGGCAUUAGACAGAUGCGACUUGCUGUCCGGUACACUUCCCUGCAGGAAGCCUAGGGCAAAAGAGAAGGAGAGG